Molecule: messenger RNA, 1547 nt
Organism: Salvelinus fontinalis (brook trout)
Lineage: Eukaryota; Metazoa; Chordata; Actinopteri; Salmoniformes; Salmonidae
Product: charged multivesicular body protein 5-like
Exons: 8
Coding region: 475-993 (172 amino acids)
Biological process (GO): late endosome to vacuole transport via multivesicular body sorting pathway; vesicle budding from membrane
Cellular component (GO): multivesicular body
Source: RefSeq, a predicted model, not a curated record
UCGUUCUCACUGGAAAAACUCCCGCGUGCGCUUUUUUCUGUUCCUUUCCACACUGCUGAUGCAAGAGGAAGGACUGAAACAGCAUUUUAACAGAUCACUGUGAAUUACUAUGAUGAUUCAUUAUCUAUUUUCAUGCUCAUGUUUUGAAAUUAUACUUGAUUAAUAUUUCAAUAACUAUUAUCAAUUAUCCUGAACAUUAAUUCUGUCAACUCUGGUCGAGAAACGUAUUUUCCCGUUAUAUUCAUUGUCAAAUUCUCAUUGUCAAAUUCAUCAACCAACAGGAUCUAGCCGCUCUGCCUUCUCGCACAAGAAGCCAGCUCAACAAACCCUGCCAAAAGCUCGUGCUGUCAGCGGCAGCAAUCACCUCUGCCUUCACCCGCAAGCGAAGGGCAUGUUGAGGUUGACUCGCGAGCGGAAUCUGUUGACAAGAAGAUUGCCAGACUAGAUGUUGAACUGGUCAAGUACAAGGAUCAGAUGAAGAAGAUGAGAGAUGGCCCUUCAAAAAACAUGGUCAAGCAGAAGGCGAUGAGGGUACUGAAGCAGAAAAGAAUGUACGAGAGCCAGAGAGACAACCUCACACAGCAGUCCUUCAACAUGGAACAGGCCAACUACACAAUUCAAACUCUCAAAGACACAAAAACAACAGUUGAUGCCAUGAAAAUUGGAGCCAAAGAGAUGAAGGCGGCAUACAAGAACGUGAAGAUCGAUCAGAUUGAGGAUCUCCAAGACCAGCUGGAGGACAUGAUGGAGGACGCCAACGAGGUGCAGGAGGCGAUGAGCAGAAGCUACGGGACGCCAGAGAUCGAUGAUGAUGACCUGGAAGCAGAGCUGGAUGCCCUGGGAGAUGAGCUCCUGCUUGAUGAUGACAGCUCCUACCUGGAUGAGGCCAGCACUGCCCCCUCCAUCCCAGAGGGAAUACCCAGUGACAGGGCACCAAACCGGGAUGGAGUUCUGGUGGAUGAAUUUGGCCUGCCACAGAUCCCUGCUACAUAAUGGAUGGACAGCAGGCAGAAACCAAUGGCAACACUCCCAACUCUUUAAAAAAAAAUGUAUCAUAGCCUUUUUACAACAUAUACACUGAGUAUACCAAAUAUUAGGAACACCAUCCUAAUAUUGAAUUGUGCACCCCCUCCACAUACCCAAUCCCCCCCCCCCCCCAACAAAUAAUUAUUCAACCUGUCUCCUCCCCUUCAUCUACACAGAUCAAUAAGGGAUCAUAGGUUUCAUCUGGUCAGUCUGUCAUGGAAAGAGGGUGUUCUUAAUGCUUUGUAUACUCAGUGUAUAUCUGACUGACAUGCAUUACAUGGUGGUGGACAUAGAAAAACAACUUGCCUUAAUUAGGUUACCUUGAAUUGAAUAAUUGACCAUGUCAAAAAUGUAAAUCAAAAAUCGAUAGUGAUGCUUGGCUAUGUUCAAAAUUAUUGUUCUUUGUAUGAACUAGUGUACUUUUCCCCCCCCCUCCAAGGUGAUUCUUGGUAUUUGGAUGUUCUAACUUUCUACUGCAGCACUGUAUUGCCAACUACUAAUAAAUAUACAUGUAUUAUAUA